AUGCAGAAACUGAUACAUGGAGAAACAACCGGUAGAAGUAGCAGACGAAAACAACUAGCUCCACGUUCUCGACUUGUUCGUCAAUGUGAAGAAUGUGACUUUUCUUCAUCAAUUAUUAACGAAUUUAAAACCCAUAUGAAAUUCGAGCAUAGACAAGAGCAAGUCUUUCUGUGUGAUAUCUGUCGAUACUAUUCACUGUCUUCAUUUGAAUAUCAACUACAUUUAAAUUCUCAUCAAACAAACAAUCAACCAUUGACAGCAGCGUCAUCAUCAUCAUCGUCGUCAACCGUACCGGCGACAGCGACAACAGUCAAAUCGAGUUUAUCCUCGAAUGGCCGACAUGUGGAAUCUGAAGCUGAGAUAGAAGAUGACGAUUCUAUCAAUAUUUAUACAAAAGAACAAAAUUCCAUGAUCUUCGAAAAUGAUGAACAAAUUUCCGAUGACGAACAAAAUCCUUCAGCUAGCACAAACAAGAAACUUAAUCUAUCCGUCACUUCAUCGCAUUCAACUACAACACAACAAACACUCGCUGCUCCUGAUCGAAAACGUCCGUACAACGUCUCUGUCGAUCCUGCGAGAUACCGUCGUGUGCCCGAUCCAGACGAUGCUAGUGCUAUCAAAUUUGCCUGUUCAUUAUGUGGUAAUUUAUACAAAUGGAGAAAAAGUUUGAAUAAACAUUGGAAAGAAAAACAUAACGACGAAAGUCCACCUCCACUUGACGCGCCAGUUACUAUUCGUCCACCAAAAUCAUCGACAUCAAGUGCAGCCAUUCAAUUGAAACCAGCUAAUCGAGUCAGUGAGAUGCUUCCACAUACAUCCAUGAAUCUUCCCGCUCCACCACCUUCUCAAACUCAUCAUCCUGCAUUUCCAUUCAAUCCAUACUGGUUAAAUCUCACCACACGCGGUGAUUUUCAACAGAUGUUUCCUUCAACAACAACCAAUGAGCAAUCGUUAAAUGCUCCAUUAGAUUUAACAAUUAAAUCUCACAAGAAAUCAUCAUCAUCACCAAUUCAAUCUGAAUUGAAUCCUCCAGCUAAAAAACUACAUCGUAAUAGCAAUAGUAGUGAUGAUGAACAACGUGAUAGUUCGAAUUAUAAUCAAAAUGAGAGUGACGACGAAAGUCAUUCGGAACAUGCAUCCUCGUCCAGUCCACCGAAUCCUUAUGGACAAAAAGUCUUCAUAUGUUCCAUAUGUGAACAACGUUUUCUUGCUGUGGAAUCGAUUAACGAACAUUUUCUGAAGAAUCACUUACCCGAAUUAGAAAACGAAAUCGCUGGCAAAUCGCCACCACGAAAUACGAAUGUUGCUCAACAAAACGAAGAAUGGAACUUGAGUGAUCCUGUUAAUCCAUUAAAAUGUAUUCAAUGUGACUUUGUUGGUCGUUGGCCAACAGAACUUCAAAAGCAUGCCGCAUCGCAUUCGACCUCUCGUCCAUUCAAAUGUUUAGUUUGUUCAUUGACUUACAAAUGGCGUUGGGAUUUAGCUAAACACUGGGAUCGUGCACACGCAGCUGGCGGCAAAGGUGUUACUUUAAUCAAUCCAUAUAAAAAACGCGAUCGCGAUCAAGCUCGUUCAAUGAUGGAUCUCGCUCCUCCUCCAACAGCAGCAGCAGUAGGAACAAAAACGAGCGACCAUCAUUCUACUUGUUCAUCUGUAUCAUCGGCAUCAACGAUGAAGAAAACUUCCAUUCGUGGCGAUGACGAUGACGAUGAUGACGACGACGGGCAAAGUCAACAUUCAACAACGUCGGAUCAUGACGAUUGCCAACAACUAGCCAAACGUCUGAAACAAGAUGAUGAAAAGAACCCAUCAAAUUUAUCCCUAUCGAAUUUCUUGCCACCGCCGCCGCCGACUACAACAGGCAAUAUGUUCUUUCCACCACCAUCAUUCUUUCCACAUCAUCCGAUGUUUUCGUCAUUCCUCAAUUCAUCUUUAUUACUGCAACCGAAAUUUAACUUUUCACCGCGACCAACUCAAAUGUCAAUGAAUACCAACUUAGAUUUUUUUAAACAAGCAUCAGCAUUUGUCCAACGAACGACCAAAUCGCCAAAUUCGUCACGAUCGUCAUCACCGCGAACAUCAUCACCUUUACAACAGCAACAACGCAUGCAUGCCGUCGCCGCAAUGGUGGCAGCAGCCAAUGGUACUAAUAAUCAUCUACGAAACCAUCAUCAACAACAACAGCAACAACAACAACAACGAAAAUUUGAAAAGGAGGAACGAAAUUUUCAAUGUCGUUGGUGCGAUUAUCGUGGACGAUGGCGAAGUGAAUUAAUUCAACAUAUGAGAUGUCAUCAUGCACGAGAUAAACCUUAUCAUUGCUCUGCUUGUCCCUAUGCAUCAAGCUGGAAAUGGGAUGUUCAAAAACAUGUUAAGAAACAACAUGCACACGAUGCUGCAAAGAUCGUCGAAUUGCCCGACAAAUAUCUGUUUCAAACAACAUUGAAAGCGAAACACGAGGGCACUGAUGAUCGAGCAUUGGCACCAGCUCCCUUAACCGAUGAAGAUUAUAGUUUCUUCGGUCUCGAUGUUCAACAAAAACUAUCCUCAGUGAAAUAUACACGUGAUCGAACAUUAGCCUGUCAACAAUGUCCAUUCGCUGCGAAUUCUAUGGCCGAACUGCGUCGACAUUUAAUUGUUCAUUCAGCGGAAAGUCCGUAUCAUUGUUUUAAUUGUGAUUACAAAUCGAAAUGGAAAUGUGAUGUGAAAAAACACAUGCGUCUCUGUAAUCACCAUGGUCCAGUUCUAGUUGGUCGAAAAGCGAUGGCGAAAGUUAUGGAGAGUCUUGGCCUUGUCAUUGGAAAUAAUGAUAUGAAUAAAGGUGUGCCGUCUGAUAAGCAAAAUGCUGCUGCAUUUGCGGCAGCCGCCAUGCAAAUGUCUUCGUUUUUCGCUCAUCAACAACAGCAACAACAACAGCAACAACAAAAAUCUUUGGAAAUGGACGAUGACGAAGAGGAAAUCGUCGAAGAAGAUGAUGAUGAAGAUGAUGAAAACAAUAGUUUAAUCAUUGUCGAUGAAAACCAUCAACAGGACGAAGGCGAUGAGAAACAAAAGCGUAUUUCGAAUAAUUCUCGUUCGCAGAAUAACCAUCUUCGUUGUCGUCAAUGUGAUUAUGAAGCGGAAGAUCUAUCGGAUCUACUUGUUCAUCGAAAAGCACAUGCAUCAAUGAAAUGUAACCACAAUUUCGAACAAGAUUUUCAGCAACAGAAAACAUCAACGAAUGAUAGUGACAUCGAAAAUGAUGAUGAUGACCAAGAUGAGGAAAAAACACGAGAUAUUCAAUUCGAUGAACAAAUGUUUGACUAUGAAUUACACUGGUUAGAAAAUAAUCCAUUAAUCAAACAAUUUACUACAAUUCAACAAAAAACCCGUACGAUCGUUUAUGAAUGUUCAAAAUGCGACUAUACGGUUAAUAAUGAUCGACAAUACUUUCUCAAUCAUCUCGAUCAUCAACAUUCAGAACUAUUAGAAAAUCACACAUGGUCCUCGUAG
Adineta ricciae is the source of this 3492-nucleotide messenger RNA. The record is from the annotation of a GenBank genome assembly. NCBI's taxonomy places the organism in Eukaryota, Metazoa, Rotifera, Eurotatoria, Adinetida, Adinetidae.